UGGGGCCGAAGUGCUGUCAUGGCGGACCCGACGGCUCCCGGCCGGCUGGAAAGAGGCACUGGAAAUCUAGGGGUACAGGAGGCGACGGGGCCUGGAGGAGCCCUGGUGGAGCUCACCCCGACCCCCGGCGGCCUGGCUCUGGUGAGCCCCUACCACACCAACCGGGUCGGGGAUCCCUUAGACCUCGUGGCGCUCGCCGAGCAGGUGCAAAAGGCUGAUGAAUUCAUCCGAGCAAAUGCUACUAACAAGCUGACAGUCAUUGCUGAGCAAAUCCAACACUUGCAAGAACAAGCUAGGAAGGUACUGGAAGAUGCUCGCAGAGAUGCUGACUUACACCACGUGGCUUGUAAUAUGGUGAAAAAACCUGGCAGCAUUUACUAUCUUUACCAGCGGGAAAGUGGCCAGCAGUACUUUUCCAUCAUUUCUCCAGAGGAAUGGGGAGCAGGCUGUCCACAUGACUUCCUUGGUGCCUACAAGCUGCAACAUGACUUGUCGUGGACUCCAUACGAAGACAUUGAGAAGCAAGAUGCUAAAAUUGGCAUGAUGGACAAGUUGCUGAACCAGCCCAUGGCCUUGCCCCCAUGCACUGAACCCACCUUCCAGGGACUAACUCACUGAGUGUGGCUCUGAGGAACAGUGCUCAUGACAAAGGCUUGACCAACACCAACCAUCUCCUUGUCCACAUUCUCUUCCUUGUGUGUGUGUGGCUCAUGGGGACUUUGGGUUUUGGGGUGAGUCAUGAACUUCUUGGAGGAAAGCCUGGUGAAUGUAGACAUUCACCAGGUAAGGAUGGUGAAUGGAAUCGCUGAACUCCUGUGGGAUCUUCCUGGGCCCACUGAUGCCCAGUCACUUGGUUUCAGAGGAUUAGCAGCUAGUGCUUUCCUUCACCUCAGCACUGGGGAAGGAAGAAUUCUCUUCCCACAACAAGCUGCUGGGUCAUUUUCCUGUCUUUUGUGUCAGGUUGGUAUUGAAGCUGUCUACGUAGGUGCUGUGCCAAUUUAAGGUUGGUUCAGGAAUUGCAGUGUUGCCUAUGGAGGAUUAAAAGAAACAGACAACUUGGCAUGGCUGGGUGAGAGUGCUGAUUCUAGAGUUUCAGUCCUCAUAGCGUCCUUCUGGUUCGCCCUCCUGCCCUUCCUGCCUCGUGAGAGUGACUGGAGACUGAGGCAGCCAUCCUAAACCUCGCAGAUGCUUAGGGCUGGAAGAGGUCGCAAAGGCUGCUACUGUCUGAACCCACUCUGAAGCCUCCUUAGGACAGCCUGAGCUCAGCACCCCGCAGGACAAGCCCAUCAAAUGGCAUUUUUAAGAUAGAGUGUGGAAGGGCUGGAGAGGGGUCAGCAGUUCAGGGUGCUUGCAGCUCUGCUAGAGGGCCCGAGCUCAGUUCCGAGCACCCAUGUUGGACAGCUCACAACUACCCUUUUUGUUUUGUUUUGUUUUGUUUUUUUAAUUUUUUAUCG
Molecule: messenger RNA, 1454 nt
Organism: Microtus ochrogaster (prairie vole)
Lineage: Eukaryota; Metazoa; Chordata; Mammalia; Rodentia; Cricetidae
Gene: C11H1orf50
Product: chromosome 11 C1orf50 homolog
Source: RefSeq, a predicted model, not a curated record